AAGAGACGUUUCACCACCAAUCAUUUCACAUAACAUAAUGCAUUGAAACCCAACCCCAGAAAUGGAAGCUACUGCCUGCUGUUCAUUCCAUCUUUCUUCAUCCCCAAACAGCUUAUCUAAACUCCCAAUUCCAAUCCCGAAGCCAUCCCACAAUACCCACCGGAAUCGCCAAUUCCAAUUCUCACCAAUCUCAGCCACACUCAAUUCCCCAAAAGGCUUCGGUCCUCCACCUCCCAAGAAAGUCACCAAAAAGCCCCUAAUCCCAAAGAAGAUCAACAAUGAAGAUGAAUAUGAAGAUGAAGAUUAUGAAACAGAAAGAGAAGCAGGUGUGAUUCCCGAGAUAGUAACCAACAGAAUGAUUGGUAGGAUAGGGCUUUCAGUUGGGAUUCCACUGUUAAUAGGACUGUGUUUCUUUCCAUUCUUUUACUACCUGAAAGUAGGAUUGAAGAUUGAUGUACCCACUUGGGUUCCUUUCAUUGUGUCAUUUGUGUUUUUUGGGACAGCACUAGCUGGUGUUAGUUACGGGAUAGUGUCCACUAGUUGGGACCCUAUGAGGGAAGGAUCUCUUUUGGGUUGGAACGAGGCUCAAAAGAAUUGGCCUGUUUUUUGGCAAUCACUUUGGGGCUCGCCUGGUUCAAGAAAGAGGUUUUAAACCUUUUUUUUUUUUUGUUAAAUAAACAUCUGUAUACUUCUCUUUAAGUUAUUUCCCAGUCAUAUUAAAUAUAGACACUUUAAAUAGA
Molecule: messenger RNA, 740 nt
Organism: Erigeron canadensis
Lineage: Eukaryota; Viridiplantae; Streptophyta; Magnoliopsida; Asterales; Asteraceae
Product: protein PAM68, chloroplastic
Exons: 1
Coding region: 62-652 (196 amino acids)
Source: RefSeq, a predicted model, not a curated record